Messenger RNA from Candidula unifasciata, 151 nucleotides. The record is from the annotation of a GenBank genome assembly. Lineage: Eukaryota; Metazoa; Mollusca; Gastropoda; Stylommatophora; Geomitridae.
UUCAUACCUGGAACCUUUCUUUGAACCCAACGAAACGGAAUCUUUCCUCCCUCCUUCCCCGCGUUUCUCAUUUCUUAACCUUCUCUUUCUGCCCGACAUCACAAGUACCUGGCUAGUUUUGGCCUCCCCUCCGGAAACAAUCAUGUCAGCA